AGAAUUCGAAAUAGCGCAGCUGCCUUUCUUGAGCCGCUGCGGUUGCCGUCGCCAUUCAAAGCCUUGCCAAAGGGGGAGUUUGUUUGGAAUUCAGUUCCGUACUUCCACCUCCCUUCCUCGUCGUUCAUGUUUCGGAGUAAUUCCGCCUCAAACGCUGCUGUCAGUCUGUGCCUCAGGAUCACAACCGUCCAGUCAUCAUGAUUAAAGCCAUUCUGAUAUUUAAUAACCACGGCAAACCGCGUCUCUCCAAGUUCUACGAGCGUUAUAGUGAAGACACACAACAACAAAUUAUAAGGGAGACGUUCCACUUGGUAUCAAAAAGAGAUGAAAACGUCUGUAAUUUCUUGGAAGGUGGCAUGUUAAUUGGAGGAGCAGACAAUAAACUUAUUUACAGACAUUAUGCAACUUUGUAUUUUGUUUUUUGUGUGGAUUCCUCAGAAAGUGAACUUGGAAUUUUGGAUCUAAUUCAGGUUUUUGUGGAAACAUUGGACAAAUGUUUUGAGAACGUCUGUGAGCUGGAUUUAAUUUUCCACGUAGACAAGGUUCACAAUAUUUUGGCAGAAAUGGUAAUGGGAGGAAUGGUUUUGGAGACCAAUAUGAAUGAAAUAGUUACUCAGAUUGAUGCUCAGAACAAAAUGGAAAAAUCUGAGGCUGGUCUUGCGGGAGCUCCAGCCAGGGCUGUGUCAGCAGUAAAAAAUAUGAACCUUCCGGAAAUGCCUCGAAAUAUUAACAUAGGAGACAUCAGCAUUAAAGUGCCAAACCUGCCCUCAUUUAAAUGAGAAAACAACCUCGGCUUCCAGUUUGGAAUAUUUUCUAAUCAAGGUUUACCAUGCAACUGUCUACCAAAUUAAAUAUCUAAUUAGUAUCAAAAGGUACGUUGGGAAAUUAUAUUCUACAUUGCACCAGUAAAACAUAAAAAGCAUUUUGUUGUGCUUGAUUUAUUUUAUAUCCAGUUUCCUGUGUAAUGUUACAUUUACAUUGACAUUCCAGUGCUCUCUGAAGUGACUUUUUAUUGUGUGCUGGCUGCUAUUUAAGGUAAUUAUUUAAGACACAGUGACUUUGUACAAUCUGUGCUAUCAAUUAUUCUUUGUAUAUCUGAUGGAAUCCAUAUAAACAGUAAAAAAACUCUCUGACUAUUUUGGGAAUAUUUGUAUUUAUUUAGAAAUCUGUUGUAUAGUGGAGCUAAUGAACAUUUUCUUAAGGUUCUCACUUGCAGUAUUAUGAUAGUUUAAAAAGAAAUGCAACAGAUCUUCAAAUGUGAAGAUUGUUAUCUUUUUCAAUUCAGAAUUUGUUGUAGAAUCCAGCGUCGGCAAACAAGUCAUUUCCAAUAUUUUGUUGUCUUUGUAUUCCUGAUAGCUUCACGUGCAUUUAUACUCAAUGCUGACGUUAUCAGAUGAGGUUAAAGACAAAAUAACAAGGGGUUUGACAUUCAAUUUUAAAAUGCAAAAAUAAGCUUUUAAAGCUUGGCUUGCCCGGGAUGCAAGGUUUAAGUUCCAUCUUAAUUCAAACACAUACCGGUUUAUGAACAAGAUUUGCACCUAUUGUAGGUGUGACCUAUGGUUUCUAAAAGUUGUUUAAUUUUUAUAAUGGAAAUGCUAGCCCAUUAAGCACAAUGCAUUACUUGUACAAAACGAACAAUUGAAAUAUUCAUUGUUUAGAAAUAUAGCAUUUAUGACUGAAUUUUACUUGAAGUUAUUGACAAAUUCAAAAAUGACUUUUAAUGAUGAAGGAAAGAAAGUACCUAUUGAGCCAAAAAGGAUUUAAUCAAGAGAAGUCUGCCUAGAUGGAAUUUAAAGAUUGUGGCUAUAAUGGCUAAAUACUACAACUUGAAAUGUUUUGAAAAUAAACAUAUUUACAACCUGAAAAAAAUAUUUAAUUUCAUUGCAGCAGAAUAUACAUAAAGUAGUGAAUACAUUUAUAUAUUGUGCAGCAUAAUAUAGCUUAUAACUGUAUCACCUUAUUUGUUAUAUGGUUAAUAAAGUUAUAUUUACUUUCCCUUGA
Amblyraja radiata (thorny skate) is the source of this 2001-nucleotide messenger RNA. It is a transcript of the gene ap3s1, whose product is annotated as adaptor related protein complex 3 subunit sigma 1. Gene Ontology annotation, cellular component: AP-3 adaptor complex; membrane coat. The record is from RefSeq and is a predicted model, not a curated record. The coding region runs from base 198 to 779 and encodes 193 amino acids. The transcript is spliced from 6 exons. Gene Ontology annotation, biological process: Golgi to vacuole transport; intracellular protein transport. Lineage: Eukaryota; Metazoa; Chordata; Chondrichthyes; Rajiformes; Rajidae.